Molecule: messenger RNA, 1653 nt
Organism: Leptopilina heterotoma
Lineage: Eukaryota; Metazoa; Arthropoda; Insecta; Hymenoptera; Figitidae
Product: eukaryotic initiation factor 4A-III
Exons: 5
Coding region: 144-1352 (402 amino acids)
Cellular component (GO): nucleolus; catalytic step 2 spliceosome
Molecular function (GO): RNA helicase activity; ATP binding; mRNA binding
Source: RefSeq, a predicted model, not a curated record
ACUUUCCUACUCACACGGCGGCGAGUGUGUCACCAAUUGUGUUUGUGUGCUGCUGGCGUCUCCGAUUUUGCAUUUGGAAAAAGUUUAAUUGCUGUUUUUAUUUCCAAAAUAUCAUAUUCUGGCGAAAAUUAAAAACGAGAAUAAUGUCAGAAUCAAAAGGUCGUCGACUUCCCACAGAGGAUCUUUCAAAUGUUGAAUUCGAAACAUCCGAAGAUGUCGAGGUUGUUCCAACUUUUGACAACAUGGGCCUACGAGAUGAACUUCUCCGAGGAAUUUACGCUUAUGGUUUUGAGAAACCUUCGGCAAUUCAGCAGAGAGCAAUAAAGCCAAUUAUGAAGGGUAGAGAUGUAAUUGCUCAGGCACAAUCGGGAACUGGUAAAACGGCGACAUUUUCAAUAGGAAUUUUACAAUCGCUCGAUAUUCAAGUACGUGAAACUCAAGUUCUUGUCCUGUCGCCAACACGUGAACUCGCUACACAAAUUCAAAAAGUUGUUCUCGCUCUUGGUAAUUUUAUGAGCGUUCAAUGUCACGUUUGCAUUGGUGGAACUAAUCUCGGCGAAGAUAUCAGAAGACUCGAUUAUGGACAACACGUUGUUUCCGGAACACCCGGAAGAGUUUUUGAUAUGAUUAAAAGACGAGUGCUAAGAACCAGAGCAAUUAAAAUGCUCGUUCUUGACGAAUCCGAUGAAAUGUUGAACAAAGGAUUCAAGGAGCAGAUCUACGAUGUCUAUCGUUAUUUACCACCGGCGACACAAGUUGUCCUCGUUUCUGCCACAUUACCCCAUGAAAUUUUAGAAAUGACUUCAAAAUUUAUGACUGAUCCUAUUCGAAUUCUCGUUAAACGUGAUGAAUUGACACUUGAAGGAAUUAAACAAUUUUUCGUUGCUGUGGAACGUGAGGAAUGGAAAUUUGACACACUCUGCGAUCUUUAUGAUACAUUGACUAUAACACAAGCAGUUAUUUUCUGUAAUACUAAACGUAAGGUUGAUUGGCUCACGGAAAAAAUGCGAGAAGCAAAUUUCACUGUUUGCUCAAUGCACGGAGAUAUGCCGCAAAAAGAGAGGGACAAUAUCAUGAAGGAAUUCCGAUCUGGACAAAGCCGAGUUUUGAUCACCACCGAUGUUUGGGCACGAGGAAUAGACGUACAACAAGUUUCGCUCGUUAUCAAUUACGAUCUUCCAAAUAAUCGUGAAUUAUACAUUCAUCGUAUCGGUCGUUCCGGACGUUUCGGCAGGAAAGGUGUUUCAAUAAAUUUCGUGAAAACCGAUGAUAUUCGAAUUUUAAGAGACAUCGAACAAUAUUAUUCAACGCAAAUUGAUGAAAUGCCAAUGAAUGUCGCCGAUCUAAUUUAAUUUUAUUCUAUUCAUAGUUUAAAUGCCCUCGAUUAAGAUUAAUUUCUAUAAAUUAUCUUCUUUUCUUUUUCCCCCACUUUCUAAUAUAACUUAAAAAUUAAUUAUUAUGUUAAUAAUAAUAAUAAGAUUAUAGCGAUUAUAUUAAUUUUAUACUCUGAGUAUAAAACGAGAAAAAUUAAGAUUUUCGAUCUUUUUUUCACCCCAAAUUUGUGUAAAAUCAAUUAUGUCUGUAAAAUAUUGUAAAAAUAUUCACAUUACGUUAUAUUAAUCGCUUUAAAUAAUAAGAGAACAUUUUUCACAA